AUGUCACCAGAAGGCACUAACGAGCCAUUUGAUAUUGUUGCCACAUACAAUGACCUCCUCCUUUCCGAUCCCGACCUCACAAUGCCGAUCGCGGCUAUCGAAGCAUUAGUCCUUCUCCUAACUCACAACCCUUCUUCCACAAUAUCUGAAACUCUGGAUCUACUAGAAAAACACACCACACACUUAAAACGUACGAUACCGAAUCCAAUCGCCCUUUCAGCGGGCACCGAUCUUUUCCAACGGUACCUCAUAACAACAUUGCAAAGACCGGGCCAGCUCGGCCCCGGAGGGGAUUUCAAUGCGAUCAGAUCGCAUCUCCUAACCAACGGCCGGUUAUUCAUAAAGCGCGCAAAGGAAAGCAGGGAUAGAAUUGCUGCAUUCGGAAGAGGAUUUAUACGAGAUGGAAGCACUGUGUUGACAAACGGUGGUUCAAGGGUGGUUAGUGCCUUGUUGCGGAAGGCUGCAGACGAGCUGAAGGAAUCAGGAACUCCCUCGGCUAGAUUCAAGGUCAUUCAUGUUUUGUCGGAUAAUUGUGACGGCAGUUCUUCCGGGCCGAAUCCAGAAGGUAUGGAUACGGUCAAUGCACUUAGAUCGAAGGGUAUUCCAGUAGCUACAAUCCCAGAGUCGGCAGUGGCAUACGCACUGGGGAUGGUAGAUAUGGUUAUUGUCGGCGCGGAAGGCGUGGUUGAGAACGGCGGUAUCAUAUCGCGUCUGGGAACGUAUCAAAUUGGCCUUCUAGCGAAGGCUGGAAGCAAGCCAUUCUAUGUCGUUGCAGAGAGUCACAAGUUCGUCAGACUCUACCCACUUGGGCAAUACGACCUGCCGAUCAAACAGAAUGUGGUCGAUUUCAAAACAGAUUCCAGCGAGAGUGGCGUGCUAACACCCAGCGCUGUCAGUCUUGACAUCAUAUGCAUCAAUACAUUCGGUAUUGAUACUAUACACCAGGAAUAA
This is a messenger RNA of Histoplasma mississippiense, 951 nucleotides long. RefSeq lists its product as hypothetical. Gene Ontology annotation, cellular component: eukaryotic translation initiation factor 2B complex. Gene Ontology annotation, biological process: translational initiation. Bases 1 to 951 code for a protein of 316 amino acids. Gene Ontology annotation, molecular function: translation initiation factor activity; guanyl-nucleotide exchange factor activity. NCBI's taxonomy places the organism in Eukaryota, Fungi, Ascomycota, Eurotiomycetes, Onygenales, Ajellomycetaceae. The record is from RefSeq and is a predicted model, not a curated record. The transcript has 4 exons.